AUGAUGCAACGUGGUAGAGCGUCGCGUCGCGAACAAAACAAUCGCGUUGUAUUCGAGCGGCUAUGGCGGGGUACUUUCCAAGCGGUGCUCGCGGGUCCUCAGCGCCGGCCCCGAGCCUCCUCCCACGAUCCCAAUCACAAUAUAUCGAUCGAACCCGUACAGAGCACGUCUGUCUCCCAAAUGACGAGGAGAGGAAAAUGCGCUCCGUCAUCAGUGUUCGAGAGACCCAUGCGGUGGCUGAGGCGCAACAGGAGAAAAAUGCUCGUCUUAGGGACGCCUUUGGUAUAUCGCCGAGGUUCGUGGAGGGGACGAGUUUGGACCCCGAGAGACGAGCUAGGGAGGAGGCCCUCAAGUACCCCCCCAGUGAGGACCCCGAGCCACGAGAGAGAUGUUCACAUCACUAAGAAGAAGAAGAAGAGAAGCACGUCGCCCGAAGCUAAAAAAUCAAAGAAGAAAAAGUCCAAGAAGAACAAAAAAGAGAAACAAGAAUCCAGUAAGAAGAAGAAGAAGCGCUCCAGGUCUCCGAACGCUGACAGCUCCAGCAGUUCAGAGGACAGCGACUCCAGCUCCGACGGCGAAAAGACGAAGAAAAAGAAGAAAAAGUCAAGUAGCAGACGACGUGCGAGCAGCGCGCCUUCAAGCCGUGAAAGUUCGCCAGUGAAACAGAAUAAAAACAAGCAGUGGGAACGUCCAAAUGAGUUUCAAGAGAACGAUGUACGUAAUAGAAACCGCAACCGCGAGGAACGCAACAACAAAUAUGACGAUUCUUCAAGAAAUUCCCAUCAAAUUGAUUCAAGAAGACGUGAGGAUCGCAGUCGGUCUAUUGAACGGCGGCCGUCACCCAACUAUAGGCAUAGAGAUGAUCGCAGGUCCCCGGAAUACAAACAAAAAUCUUACGUCAGUAAAAUAGCUAACAGAAAGGAAACAAAAGAUGAUUCAGCUAACUCUAAAAACUCAAAGUCUAAACGUCAACGAACACCAACAGAAUCUGAAUCAGAAGAAACGUCUAAAAAGACUGAACGAAGAGAUAAGAGGCGGAGCAGCAGAGAGGUUAGCGCUUCACCACCGCCAGGCAAAAGACGUAGAAGCUCAUCGGCCGAUAAUAAAAGAUAUGACUCGUAUUACAGUAAGAAGGAAUUACCGAGAGAAGAAUCUCGAUACGAAAGUAAAAGGAUGCGUAAGAGUGAAUCUCCUGACUAUAGAAGCAAACGGCACGAAGCAUCGCGUAGCAACAAUGAUAGGAAUAAUAGAUCGGACUACGAUAAGAAUCAUAAAGAUGAUGAAGCUAGAAAAAGAAGGAAAGACAGAAGUUCUUCAAGAGAGAGACCAGAAACUUCUUAUAAAUACAAAGAUCGGUCACCAGUUAACAAAAACAAAAAAGAUUCUAAGAAAGAACCUGAAAGAUAUUACAAAAAUAGUCGCGUUGAAGACUCUGAAUCAGAGUCUGAGGCUGACUCACGUAAACAAAAGGAUAUUAAAGGGUCUAACAGUAAAUCUAAAGGUUCGAAAAGUAGAAAUAAGUCACCACCUAAAGACAAAAGGAGAAGAAGUCCUACAAUUGAAAACAGAAAAGACUCCCCAGACCGGAGGGAACGUCAAAAUUCUCCUGAUCGAAGACAAGAAGAUAAGAAAACAGAUAAAUAUAAAUCGAGUUCAAAACUAGAAGAGAACAAAAGAGAUGAAAGUAGGAAGAGAAAAUCUUACACACCAGAAAAGAACUCGGGGCGGAAACAUUCAAGAAGCAAAUCUAAAUCUGUAUCACCGGAGCGGAAAAGAUCAAAGAAAGACAAACAGAGGAGCAGAUCACCUACUGUGAAAUCUAAGAGAAACACAGAUAGACGGAACUCUUCAGCGAGAUAUGAUAAUAAAGAUAAACAUGACAAAGAUAGAAAUGACAAAGAAAAAAAUGAUCGCGAUGAUAACAAAGAAAGGAAAAAAUCUCGCUCCAAGGAACGAAGACGGAGCACUUCUAGUCUGAGUUAUUCGCCCGCAAGACGCAGCCCAGAAAGAUAUCGCGAUAUAAUAGAAAAGUUACCAGAGAAGGACAAAAGGAAGUAUAUAAAAUCACCCUCAGAUUUGAAGCCAAAGGCAAAGAAAAGUAAAGAGAUAGCUGAUAAAUAUAAACCCAAAGCCGUCUGCAUGAUAAGUUCGUGUAGCGAGAGUGAUCAGUCUGAGGAAGAUCUGGACGUACGAGCGAGGGCGAGGCAGGAGGAGCUUGAUAUUAAGGAAUUAAUUAGAUUGAAAGAAAAACUAGCGCAGAUGGCCAAAGCGUCCAUAGAAAGGAUGAGGACUGAAGAACAGGAUCAAUCCACCUCCAAUACUAAUAAUAAACAGAGUCCGAUAGUAGUGGAAACCUCUAAGGUAGAAGUCACUCCUAAGAAAAUUGAGACUCCCAAGAAGGAUAGUCCAGUGAAUGUAGAAAGUUCUCCUGAGGCGAAACGUGAAAAAUCCCGUGGCUGGUCUCGCUCGUCGUCACGUCGCUCGUCCCGGUCUAGGUCCAGAUCUAGAUCUAGGUCGUCACGUUCCAAGUCACGCUCUUAUUCAUCUUCAAGACGUUCCCGGUCCAGUCGUUCCAGUUCGUACAGCAGCAGGAGUUCCUCGCGGUCGUCCCGCAGCUCGUCACGAUCCACUCGAUCUUCAAGAACUAUGACGGGAGUGUACGGCGAUUACCGCAGAUCGAGCGGUUCCCGGGCGUCCCGCUCGCCCUCCAUCCCGAGGCGCGCAGGCUCGCCAAGCUUCCUUGAUAGGAGACGCAUCACCAGUGCACGAAAACGGCCCAUUCCCUACCGUCGGCCGACCCCAUCAUCACCAUCGAGCGGAAGCUAUUACAGCAGUAGAUCGUCUCAUAGGAGCUGGACAAAAUCACCUCCACCUGAAUAA
Molecule: messenger RNA, 2880 nt
Organism: Danaus chrysippus (African queen)
Lineage: Eukaryota; Metazoa; Arthropoda; Insecta; Lepidoptera; Nymphalidae
Source: the annotation of a GenBank genome assembly